AUGCGGCUUCUGGGCUCAGAAAUGAUGGAGGAGCGACUUUUAGGAAAUCAAAGCAGAGUUCACAGCAUCGAGGCCAUUUUAGGCUUCAGAGAGGAGGAGAACUGUGUGAAGAAGCAGAUGAUGAACGGCGUCCGCUGUGACGUCAGAUCCAGCGCCUCGGUGAGCCCCGAUUUACCGGAAGGCGGCGACGGGAAGCUGUCGGACGACGAGCGCGCGAAAAAGAAGCACAGGCGCAACCGGACCACGUUCACCACGUUCCAGCUGCACGAGCUCGAAAGAGCGUUCGAGAAAUCGCGCUAUCCGGACGCGUGCAGCCGAGAGGAGCUCGCGCUCAAGGUCAACCUGCCUGAAGUGCGCGUGCAGGUGUGGUUCCAGAACCGUCGUGCUAAAUGGCGUCGUCAGGAGAAGUUGGAGUUGAGCGCCAUCAGCCCCAUCAAGCUGCAGGACUCAUCAAUGCUCUCCUUCCCAAGAUCUCCUGCUCUCGAACCAUGGAUGGCACCACCCUGUGUCUCCUCCUCCACCUCUCCACUGAACUCGUUUCCUCCCUUCCUUACCUCUCCGUCCAGUUAUGUUCCUCCAUCCUACCUUGGAAGUCCUGCUGUCAGUCACGCUCUGCCCCUCGGAGCUCCAUGUCCUUCUGCUCCUGCUCCACUUCCCUUCCACUGCUCAGGCUUCAUGGACUCACUGUCUCUGGAGGACGCCGACCCUCGCAACUCCAGCAUCGCCUCACUCAGGAUGAAGGCCAAGGAGCACAUUCAGGCCAUAGGGAAGACAUGGUAG
This is a messenger RNA of Tachysurus vachellii, 780 nucleotides long. It is a transcript of the gene rax, whose product is annotated as retinal homeobox gene 3. Gene Ontology annotation, molecular function: RNA polymerase II cis-regulatory region sequence-specific DNA binding; DNA-binding transcription factor activity, RNA polymerase II-specific. The transcript is spliced from 3 exons. The record is from RefSeq and is a predicted model, not a curated record. Bases 1 to 780 code for a protein of 259 amino acids. Lineage: Eukaryota; Metazoa; Chordata; Actinopteri; Siluriformes; Bagridae. Gene Ontology annotation, biological process: positive regulation of transcription by RNA polymerase II.